AUGAAUAUUGGUACCGGCCCUCCUCAACUGAGCGCACCGAUAGGCUCUAAUGUUUCGGCCGGUAUUACAGCGUAUACAGCAGGUGGGUCGCCGGAUGUUCCACCGGAUAUGGCACUACUACUUCAGGAACUAGAAGAAGAUUUCACCGUGAACAAGACUAUAGACCAAUGGACUUACAUCAAUAGAAGGGAGGAAAUCAUGCAACUGAUUAACAAACUACAUCAGCCACUGAAUAGUAAUAUUGCAAUGGACCCGUCGAAACUAGAGAAAGUCCUUUUGCCCCGCAAGAUAUCCGACACGUCAUCUUUACCAAAGCAAGCGUUGAUGGACAUGUUGAAACAGCGUGCCCAAAGUUUUCCCACGGAUCACGUUUUCAUGGUUCUAGAUGCAAAAGGAAAAGCGCAGCAAUCCAUUCUGUGGGAAAAGCUUUACCUCAAAUCAUUGAAGGUGGCCCAUGAGCUUAAGCAUAGAACUCAGUUCAAGUCUAACGACACAGUCGCCUUGCUCUACAAGGAAAAUGAGGUCUGUGAGUUUGCUGUUGCACUAUUUGGCUGCUUCAUGGCUAAUGUUACCGCAAUUCCUAUUCACAACGAUAUCUCUUUGACAGAGAUGUUUGAUAUAUUGACUUCAACAUCUUCCCUGUUAGUCUUGAUGUCUGAGUCUGUGUCUAAAGAACUAGAGAAACUCAGUACAGCAAGCAUGCCUCUUGUUUGGCCAUCAAAAAUCUCACGCUUGCGAACCACAGACUUGGGCUCUGCAAAAAAGUCCGAACAAGACGCGAUGUACGGCAGACACAAAAAAGAAAUUGGGGGUUCUAAAAAUGACUUAGCGUAUGUGGGGUUUUCCCGGUCUCCUGUUGGCGAAUUGAGGGGUAUUGCAGUAAGCCAUAGAACAAUUUCUCAUCAAAUGAACUGCUUGGACACGUCGUUGCUGAGUUUACCGGAAUCUGGGGGAAAUCUUGUACAAUCACCAAAGGUCCUAAGAAGAGAAAGAAAAGUUUUUCUAGCAACCAUGGACAUCCGUCUUUCAAUUGGACUCAUCAUAGGAAUCAUGUUUUCCAUGUAUUCAGGGAAUCUCUUGGUUUGGGCGCCUCCAAAGGUUAUGGAAGUGCAAGGAUUGUAUGCCAAUAUCAUAUCCAAGUUUCAUGCAAAUCUUCUUCUUGCCGAUUUCUUGGGACUAAAGCGUGUUACUUAUGAUUACCAAAAAGCCCCAAACGCAACGCGUUAUUUUUCGAAAACCCAAAGAGUUGAUUUCUCUUCGGUAAAAUGGGUACUUGUUGAUGCACUCACUGUUGAUGGGGAGUUUAUUGAGGUGUUAUCGGAGAGAUAUUUAAAACCUUUGGGAUGCCCACAGUCACGCAACGCAAUCAUUCCAAUGCUUACGUUGAGUGAAUACGGAGGAAUGGUGAUCUCGAUGCGGGACUGGUUGGGCCACUCGGAGAACUUAGGGAUUCAAAUCAAUAGCAAUGGAGGAGAUGACCUUUCUUCUGUCGUGAUCGACAAAAAGGCACUUUCGCAAAAUAAAGUCUGCAUCAUUGAAACAAAUCCUUUUGACUCGGACGAGCAAACCUCAGACACUUUGCGUGUCGAUGCUUUUGGAUAUCCACUUCCUGAUGCCACGCUUGCAGUCGUGAAUCCUGAACUGUCAUCAGUAGUACUCAAAGGUGAAUUGGGAGAAAUUUGGAUUGAUAGUCCAUGCUUAUCCGGAGGGUUCUAUGGGUUGAGAAAAGAAUCCAAGCUGGUCUUUCAUGCAAAGUGUCGCGGAGCGAACGGCACGUUAGACAUGGAAUUUCUCCGGACAGGUUUGCUUGGUUUCACAUACAAUGGAAAAGUCUAUAUACUUGGACUUUACGAAGAUCGGAUCAGGCAAAGGUUUAGUUGGAUGGACCACAAAUUGCAGAAAAAGCUUAAUUUAGAGGCUUCUGGGACCACUAUGAGGUACCAUUAUUCAUCGCAUCUCUUAACAACACUAGCGAAUGAGGUGAGGCAAGUGUAUGAUUGCACAAUAUUUGAUAUCUUUAUUGGCAAUGAAUACCUUCCUGUGGCGAUAGUUGAGGCCGAGAUUAUGAGGAAAGUUAUUGACGAUCCUGAAGCGAUCUCUAACAACAGCGCAAAAUCCAAGGAUAAAUUCGAUUACAGUGCUGUUCCCUUGAAUGAACCCACCCUCAAUGUCAUUGCUAAGAGGUGUUUUGAUGCCUUAAAGAAACGCCAUCUGUUGAGACUUUUUUGUGUUGUAGUUGUCGAUUGCGAUACGCUACCUAAAAUCAUGAGAAGUGGUGGUUUGGAGAUCGCAAACAUGCUUUGCAAAAAAAGAUUCUUGGAAGGAACCUUGCGAUCGGAAUUUAUCAAGUUUUUCAUCAAUCAAUCAGUCAGCAUGAUACCUCGUGGUGAAGAUGUCAUGGGCGGUAUAUGGUCACCCUUUGCUUCGCAGCUACGCAACUCAUCACUUCAGAAUUUUCCUCCACAAUUUUCUAGUAUGGACUACAGACCGAAUGUCAUUGACGCUACGAUGGGUGAUUCCCGUGCCGAAUCUAAAAGUAUCAUCGAUCUUUUAAAGCACCGCUUCGCUAAUUCGGGUGAUGCUAUCGCUUAUCAAAAUAUUGAUACUACUGGGAAAAGCGGGUCCAAACCCUUGUCAUGGAAAAAGUUGGAGCAAAGAAUUUAUGCUGCCUGUCAAUACAUCAUUGAAAAAACCACCUUGAGACCCGGUCAGUUUGUCAUCUUAAUGUACUCCUUGUCAGAAGAGUUCAAUAUCAUCCUUUACGCAUGUCUAAUGUUGGGGAUCAUUCCGAUUCCAAUGUUGCCAUUUGACUCAAAUAGAAUCGGGGAAGACUUCCCGGCUUAUGUGGGUGUUAUUAAAGACUUUGAUGUACAAGAGGUAUUCGUCAAUGAUGAUGUGGAGCGCUUCAUGAAAAAUGGGCCCGUUGCAGAUCCGCUCAAGAAGAUGAACAACCGAAGGGCGAAGCCGCUUCGAAUCAAGAACACAACCAAAUUAACAAAAAUAUCCAAUAUGGCGCACCUCAACUUGAAGAUUGCAAAGUAUCAGCCCAAUGCUAACUUGAGAGACGAUAUGCCUGCUUUGGUGUGGCUUAACUUCACUUCGGAUCACUAUCGUGUUGGUGCAACUUUAAGUCACAAGAACAUAAUCAACAUUUGCAAGGUCUUCAAGGAAACUUGUAAUCUUUCAUCUAGUUCUUCCAUUGUUGGUUGUGUUCGUCAUUCUUCAGGUAUCGGAUUUGUGCAGGCACUGUUGUUAGGAGUCUAUUUGGGAACAACUACUUAUCUCAGUUCGCCUGUAAAUUUUGCAGGAAAUCCUUUAUCUUUUUUUUUGUCCCUUGCAAAGUACAAGGUAAAGGAUGUAUUCGUUACCGAACAAAUGUUGAAAUAUGCAGUGGCCAAAUUCACUCCCAAAGGUUUCAACCUAUCGACAUUGAAAAACAUGAUGAUAAGCACUGAUGGGAGAGUUGAAAUUGAUUUGCUCCGAAAAAUUGCAAACAUAUUCCUGCCCGCCAAACUAAAAGCUGCUGCGAUGUCCGCAGUAUACAAUCAUUGUUUCAACCCCAUUAUAUCCACGAGGUCCUACAUGACUGUUGCUCCGGUUGAUCUCUUUUUGGACCCUGUCGCCUUGAGGCAGGGUUACAUCUCGAUAGUUAACCAAGCAGAAAACCCAAACGCCUUGAGAGUGCAAGAUUCGGGGAUGGUCCCCAUCUGCACAGAAAUUGCCAUUGUAAAUCCAGAAACCUGCAAUAUAUGUAGGGAAGGGGAAUUUGGCGAAAUUUGGGUUCUUUCCGAAGCGAAUCUCACUUCAUUCACGAACGGACCAAAGGGCCCUGUUGACAAUUUUAUCAAACGACAAUUUGCGGGAAAAAUUGCGGGAGACGAGACAGACCGAACUUAUCUUCGAACAGGUGACCUCGGGUUUUUGCAUCAUAUCUCAAUCACAAAGAAUCACUCAAAUGGAAAGGAUCAGGAAGUCACAUCAUUCCAACCUCUUUUUGUUUUAGGUAAAAUUUCAGAUACGUUUGAGGUAAUGGGGCUUCAUCAUUUUCCUCUCGAUAUAGAGAGUACUAUAGAGGCUUGUCACCCUGAAAUUUACAAAAAUGGCUCUUGCAUAUUCAAGUGUUCUGAUUACACGAUUGUGGUAUGCGAGGCAAGGAGGUCUAAAAGUCUUGCUGCUCUCGUACCUAUUAUUGUUAACACCGUUUUCAGCAAGCAUCAUUUAAUUGUUGACAUUGUCGCUUUCAUCAAGAGAGGGGAGUUUCCUAUCUCAAGAUUGGGAACUAAACAACGCGCAAGAAUUGUUGAUGCCUGGGUGCAAGGCAUAAUUCCACUUUCAGUUCUGUACGGAGUGAACUACGGCGAGAAUUCUAUGAUCAGACUUGUCAAGCAGAUUGAUCAAGUGACGAAGAAUAAACCGUUUAUGGAGCUUAAAAAUCCCGCACAGGACUACUAUGAUGCCACACCUGAAAGCGUAUUCGAAAACGCUGGUCAGACACUCAAUCUCAAUACCGGGAAGGAAGCCCAUAAACACAAAGCAACGUUUGACAUGGGGAGCUUGGAUAGCGACGAUUUCCGUGCAUAA
Metschnikowia bicuspidata var. bicuspidata NRRL YB-4993 is the source of this 4581-nucleotide messenger RNA. RefSeq lists its product as uncharacterized. The record is from RefSeq and is a predicted model, not a curated record. Gene Ontology annotation, cellular component: cytosol. Bases 1 to 4581 code for a protein of 1526 amino acids. NCBI's taxonomy places the organism in Eukaryota, Fungi, Ascomycota, Pichiomycetes, Serinales, Metschnikowiaceae. The transcript has a single exon.